ACCAUCAAUCCCAAACCAGGAAUCAACUGAACCACAACUCUUAAGAACCGUAACUGAGAUUCUAGCGAAAGAUACAACUCCACUUGAGUCACUCACUCCACACAUUCGACACCUCAAUCAGCCACUCCUCCUCUCUCUUCUCUCUUCCAAAUCCCUAUCCCAGAGAUCCAACACUGUCCUCUCCUUCUUCAAAUGGGCCCAGUCCCGUUUAUUUCCCUCUCUCACAGAAUCCCCUCUCCCUCUUCUUUCUCUCCUCCCAUCACUCUUUCAAUAUCACAGUACUUGGACGCCAAAUCUUUACUCGUUUCUUUCAUCAACUCUGAUCGCCAACACGUUCUUCAUAGCUAUAUUUUUAACCCCAGUAUCUGGAACCCCAAGAUAUAUGGUAUUAAGCUGUCGAAACCGCUAUUCGACACGUGUAUUAGUGCUAUGUUGAGUCCGAGAAGCCCCCCUUGGCUGCUCAGAUUUUCAGUAAAAUUAAGAGGUUGAAAGUUUAGCCUAGAUUGUUGACUUGCAAUGCGCUUAUUAAUGGACUGGUAAGAAACCCUUCUUCGCAAUCAAUUUUGCUUUCUAAUAGAGUUUUUAAAGAUAUGACUAGUGUUCUUGGAGUUAAACCUAAUACUAGUACUAUUAAUGUGUUGAUAUAUGGAUGUUGCUUGGAGAAUAAGUUUGUGGAUGCACUUGAGUGGCUGAAAAAAAUGGAGGGUUUUGGUUGUUUACCUGAUAAUGUAACGUAUAAUUCGAUAUUGGAUGCUUUGUGUAAGAAAGGUAGGUUGAGUGAGGCUAGGAAUUUGUUGUUAGAUAUGAAGAAUAAAGGAUUGUUACCCAAUCGGAGCAUAUAUAAUAUUUUGAUAUGUGGGUAUUGUAAGUUGGGGUGGUUGAAGGAGGCAGUGAAGGUGAUGGAAUUGAUGACAUUGAAUAAUUUGUUGCCAGAUGUUCGGACAUAUAAUAUGUUGAUUGAUGGGAUGUGUAAUGACGGAAAGUUGGAGGAUGCUUUUAGGUGGGGGAAUGAGAUGAAGAAUUUGAAGUUGUUACCUAAUGUGGUUACUGAUGAUACUAUGAUUAAUGGGUGUUUUGAAUCGGGUAGUAGUUUUGAGGCAUUUAAGUUGAUUGAUGAAAUGGGUGAGAAAGGAGUGAAGCAGGAUGCAGUUACUCAUAAUAUUAUAAUUAAGUGGUAUUUGAAAGAAGGCAGAACAGAAGAAGCGAGUAAUACUAUGAGGGAAAUGGAAGAAAGUGGGUUUCCACCAGAUACUGUUACUUACAAUACUUUGAUAAAUGGAUAUUGUCAAAGCAGGGAAGAUGGAUGA
This is a messenger RNA of Pistacia vera, 1307 nucleotides long. RefSeq names its product pentatricopeptide repeat-containing protein At2g16880-like. NCBI's taxonomy places the organism in Eukaryota, Viridiplantae, Streptophyta, Magnoliopsida, Sapindales, Anacardiaceae. The transcript has a single exon. Bases 591 to 1307 code for a protein of 238 amino acids. Gene Ontology annotation, molecular function: protein binding. The record is from RefSeq and is a predicted model, not a curated record.